GGACAGUUUUUCUGGAGGUUGUGACUGAAGGAAGCUGUUCUCCUCUGGAGACUGUGCAGUGGUUUGUGUCUGAGUUUUUCUCUCUCUCUCUCUCUCUGUUUGUCUGAGGGGAAUGCGCAGCGACAGGAAGGAAGGCGGUAAAGAGCAGCUCGAGGAGACCGAGACCGGGAGCAGGAGCGGAGCCACAGGCUCGUGUAUUUAGUGAACUGAAAUGGAGGAAAGGAUGAGUUUUCCCAGAAGGAGCAAAGAGGUGGUCAUCAACAAGGAAGAAGCUAACUCUUGGAGGAGCACUCUGUACCAAGAAAAUCAUUUUGCACCUGGAAGCUACUCAAAAGGUUUUAAUAAAAGAACAGAAACCCCAAAGCAAAGGGAAGUACAGGAGAACUAUGGUACCAGCCCAAGGAAAGGCACUCAACUGAUCAUGAGCAGCCCAAAUGCACUGAUAAGAGCAGGUUACAAUACAGGGACACGGUCCAAUGAUGGACGCAAGGAAAAAGGCAGAAAAUGGCACUCUGGUGAGAAGCAGGGUUCUCCAGUUCAGAACACAGAAAGGAAAUGGAGGGACAAUGCUUUUGAUUUGAAGUAUAAAUCUCCAGCUAAGGACCUUGAGUACAAUAAAACAGAACAGAACUACAAGACUCAAAGCAGUGGUGAUAAAGUCAAGAAUGCUAGAAAACAGCUUCGUAAGGAAUAUGUAAGUGAUGAAAUAUCUGGAAAGCAAACAGAAGGCCAAAAGAAGUCCAAGAAACUGAAAAGAAAUGAACAAAUGCAAGACUUCAGUGCACCCAUUAUUGAUGAACCCAUAUUAACAACAGAUCAAUGGCUUGGAUUAUAUCAAGCUGAAACAAGACUACGUCGAGAAUUUAUCUUCAGACUCAAUAAACCUGCCCGAAGCUGCCAUGCUGCAAAGUACACCUGUAAACUUUGUGAUGUGCUGGUUGAAUCUAUAUUUUCUGCCAAUAAGCACAUUAGGGAGAAGCGACACAAAAAGUGUGUAAUGGAAAAGCAAGAAGAAGAAAUGCUCACAAAGCUCCCUCCUCCAAAUCUCUCACAAGUAAGAGCAAUUGAUGCUGCCAUUGACAAGGUAGUACAGGAGCAUGGCAUAACUGAAGAUGAUGUGAACAAAAGGCAUGAAAUUACAAGAAGAAUGGAAACAGUUUUGCAGGUUUUAUUACCAGACUGCUCACUUAGACUGUAUGGCUCCUCUUGUACAAGAUUUGGCUUUAAAGAUUCUGACCUUAACAUUGAUAUACAGUUUCCAGCUCAUAUGAAUCAACCAGAUGUGCUACUACUGGUUCAGGAAAGCCUUAAGAAUAAUAUUUCUUUCAUUGAUGUUGAGGCGGAGUUCCAUGCCAGAGUGCCUGUCGUACUAUGCAGAGACAAGCAAAGUGGCCUUUUAUGUAAAGUGAGUGCAGGCAAUGAAAAUGCAUGGCUCACAACAUGUCACUUAGCUGCCUUGGCAAAGUUGGAACCUUGUCUUACUCCACUGGUUAUUGCCUUUAGAUCUUGGGGAAAGCUUUGUCACAUUGAUAGUCCAGAUGAAGGGGGACUGCCACCUUAUGCAUUUGCUUUGAUGGUAAUCUACUUUCUGCAGCAGAGGAAGGAAUGUAUUCUACCUGUGUAUCUGGGAUUAUGGAUUGAAGGUUUUAUGGUGGAUAACCUAGCCAACUUCAAUCUUAAAGGUGUAGAAAAUAACAAGGUUAUCUGGGAAUUCAAACCUGCAAGCGGGGAUGAUGGCAUUUCUAAUGAAGGAGCGGUUCCACUUGUAUUUGAACUGGAUCAACAAAACUCUGUACCUGUGGGGCAGCUGUGGGUUGAACUGCUUCGAUUUUAUGCACUGGAAUUUGCACUGGCUGAUUACAUAAUUUGUAUACGGAUCAAAGAACCACUUUCUCGGGAAGCUAAAGAUUGGCCCAAAAGGAGAAUUGCUGUGGAAGAUCCAUACUCUGUAAAGAGAAAUGUUGCACGAACCCUCAAUAGCCAAAUGGUAUAUGAGUACAUCAUUCAUUGUUUAAGAGCAACUUACAAGUAUUUUGCAUUGCCAAAGUACAAGUCAGCAAAGUUCAAGAAAAGAGACAAUGAAAAAAGUAAUUCUAAAGGGGCAUCUAAUGUUGUGGUAGAUCAACGGGAAUUGCUUGAACUUUAUCCCUCGAAGACACAGCUAAGUAGUAUGGCAUCUGCUAGCUCAGCAGAGGGCCCUGAUGGAAAAUGCUCACAGCUGCGUCAUAACGCUAUAUGUAAAGGUGGUGAAAAUCGGCCUUCUGAAGAUUCCUAUAGAAACCUAAAAACAGUACAAGAGUGUGGGAGUGAGAGCUUCACAGAGGAAGAGCUGAUAUCUGAUGUACAAAAAAUUAGAAUUACUGGGGAUGAGUUUUAUGAGGAUGAUCUAAAUCAACCAGAAGGUGAAGAUAAACACAGUGAUGAUCUUUUAGAAAGUGGAAAUGAGGAAGAACUGUUUGAUACAUCUGGAGAGCAGAAAGACAGUUCAACCAUUACUGGUAGGGUACUAAAGGAAGGUAAAUUCGAACAAUCUACAGAAGCAGAUAAUGAGACCUCAAGUGAUGAGGAACUGAGUGCGAAGCAUACAAAUUGUUACAGAGAUCACUUCUAUUCUGAAAGUCUUUCAGAUUCUGAGUGCUUUCUGAAUCCUCAGAACAUGGAAAGUGAUGAUUUUGGAGUGGAAAACUCCAGACUACUAGAAGCAAAACAUGUGGGAACAAAAUUGAAUAAAGAAGCUAAAGAAAGCUCUGACAGUGCAGAUGAAUUACAUAAUUUCUCUAAAAAGCCAAAGCAGCAUCACAAAGGAACAUUAAAUAGGAAUGAAGAAGGGGAGGAUGAGGAGGACGAUGAUGGUGAUGAUGAUGAGUUGGAUCUAAGUAUCACUGCACGGGUUCACCUGGACAGUCUUACAGCAGAAGAAGAAAUUGAGCAUGUAUGUACUGAGUCUAGUGAAGAAGCUAAUCAGUCUGAUGAAGAUGGAGUGAUUGACCAUGGAUUUCUGAACUGGAAGGGACAUACACCAGUAAAGUGUGGAAAUGAUGUGACAUCUCAGCUAGUCAGACACACUACUUCAAAUGAAGUAGCUACGAAGCAGAAACAAGAACUUCAGUAUGAAAUAAAUAAGGAAAUCGUUCUUGAGGAAGUUGGAACACCCUUGCAUGGAAAUGAAUUGCAAAGCAUUGAUGACAAUAUGUUUUAUAUGUUCAGUAAAGCUGUUUUUACAAAGGGCAAGGCUUCCAUAAUAGUAUGCAGCUUGUGUAAGCGAGAAGGGCACUUAAAGCCUGAUUGUCCAGAGGAUUUCAAAAAAGUUGACCUUGAUCCAUUACCACAAAUGAAUCCAAGCUUUCUGAAUGUCCUGGAUCAGGUUUCUACCCAGUGUUGCUGUGACUUUGCCCCAGAUCGUCUGGAAAUGCAAGCACGUGAACAUAUAUUGAUAAAACUGGAGGCUUUUAUCAGGAGAGAACUUGAUGCCAAAGCAAAACUCUGCUUGUUUGGGUCCUCCAAGAAUGGGUUUGGCUUUAGACAAAGUGAUCUUGAUAUCUGUAUGACAUUUGAAGAUCAGGAAACAGCAGAGGGAUUAAACUGCAUCAAGAUUAUUGAAGAUUUGGCAAGAGUGCUCAGAAAGCAUACAGGCUUAAAGAGCAUUCUGCCUAUUACAACAGCAAAAGUUCCAAUCGUUAAAUUUUUCCACAUAAGAAGUGGCCUUGAGGGAGACAUUAGUUUAUAUAACACUCUGGCCUUACAUAACACUGGACUGUUGGCCUCUUAUGCAGCAAUUGAUCCCAGAGUGAAAUGCUUAGGAUAUACUAUGAAGGUUUUUGCCAAGGUAUGCGAUAUUGGAGAUGCCUCCAGAGGCAGCCUUUCAUCAUAUGCAUAUACCUUAAUGGCACUUUACUUCCUGCAGCAAAGGAAACCACCAGUAAUUCCAGUCCUUCAAGAGAUAUACAAUGGGACAAAAAAGCCGGAAUUGUUCAUUGAUGGUUGGAAUGUCUAUUACUUUGAUAAAUUGGAUGAACUGAAAAGCAAAUGGCCAGACUAUGGAAAAAAUAAAGAGUCUGUAGGAGAGUUAUGGCUGGGGCUUCUCAGGUUCUACACAGAGGAGUUUGAUUUUAAAGAACAUGUUAUCAGCAUCCGGAGAAAAGCUCUACUCACAACCUUCAAGAAACAGUGGACUUCUAAAUAUAUUGUUAUAGAAGAUCCAUUUGACCUCAAUCAUAACCUUGGAGCUGGAUUGUCUCGAAAGAUGACAAAUUUUAUCAUGAAAGCUUUCAUCAAUGGGAGAAAAGUUUUUGGAUCUCCAAUUAAAUUCAUCCCAAAGCAAUAUCCCACAAUUAUGGAGUAUUUCUUUGAUCCAGAAAUUCUGACUGAGGGGAAGUUAGCUCCAAAUGACAGAUGCUGUAGAAUUUGUGGGAAAAUUGGUCAUUUUAUGAAAGACUGCCCCAUACGGAGAAGCAGCAAAACCAGACGACAAAAUCUCGAUGAUAUUAGAUCCAAAUCGGUGUUCAAUGAUAAAUUUCAAAGACCCUUUGAAACCAAAGCAAAAAGAAAGCUUGAAGACAAAGAAUGCCCAAACAAGGAAGUGCCAAAGCUGCACGGACAAGGUUUAAAGGAUAUUCCAGUAAAAGAGGGUGAGGUAUACUCAGAGAGUCGUCCAUUAAGGAAAUCUAAGGAAGACCAAGCAACAAAUGAAAUUCUCAGGGACAGAACUUCCAGGCAAUAUCCAGAACAAAGGAGGAAGCAGGAGGACAGAGAUAAAUGUUGCUUUAUCUGUGGAAAGGAAGGUCAUAUCAAAAAAGAAUGUCCUCGUCACAAAGGUGUAAUGAGUGCUGAAUUUGCCGCAUCUUCAGCAUCCAAUGUUGGAAAUGAGUACACCAAAGUAAAUGUGAAGGAGAAGAGGAAACAAAAAGUAUUCUUAAAUUCUCAACAAGGAUCAAAUGGCCCUCACCAAAGUCAGAAAUGCCAUCCUGUGUGACUGUUCUUCCUCAUCCUCCUCCUCAACUUCCCUGCAGCUUUUGACAUGGUCGAGUUCUGUGCCACCACCUCCAGUUAAGCAGGACUACUCACUUUGAUAAGCGCAAAAUACUGCAGAUGCUGGCAAUAUGAAACAAAAACAAAAAUGCUGGAAAAACUCAGUAGGUCUGACAGCAUCUGUGGAGAAAAAAAGAGUUAAUGUUUUGAGUCCUUAUGACUCUUCAGAGUUUCUUCUACUCACUUUGAUUCUCCUUGUGCUUUUUUUAAUGCGUAAAGUGCUAUGUUAAUGUAAGUUAUUGAUAUGCUUGCAUACAAUAUUUUAUUUAGUAUUUGUAGCAAAACCUGCGACAGUAUUAAUUGGCCAGUAUAAUUUAAGAUUUUAGAACAGUGCUUCUGAAUCUUUUUCCUCCACGGACCACUAGGUGGGGCAAAAAACCCUGCAGACCUCUGUUCUGUCAUACUGCACCCGCUUUUACAUACCACUACAAGAAAACUGAUAAGAAUUGAUAGGAAGAAUGGCACUGUUUUUGAUGAGGUACCAAUGAGGUGAUGUCUGGUUCCAAGCUGGAGAGUUUCAGUCUCAUGUUCAGCCAGUUCCUCCUCUGUGUUCAGCCCCACAAAUGUUGAAAAUCCGAUCCUGCAGUUGUAUGGUGUAAUAGUAUUAAUGUGUUCCUUAUAAAUCUACAUUGUUAUUGAUCAGGUUUAUGAUGACUUAUGCUGUGCGCAUGGGAGCCAGUCUAGUUAUGCAACGUCACACAAGUGGGGAUGAGGAUUCUUAAGUCCUCAGCCAUGGCAUUGCGCGUCAAUGACUUGCAUUUUGGAUCAGCUCGUAGACUUUAAGAAACACUGCUUUAGAAGGCAGAAAGAGCCCAUUGCAUUGUGUUUUCUAAUGAGUUAUAUAAAGUAUUCAUCAUGUGUAGCUGGUGUGUUUGGUUGCCAUUGGAUGGCUCCGGUUUGGUGCCUAUGUUAGACAGAAGCUGGAACCCCAUUCAAAUGGAAUCACUCUCAGACAUCCCUUCUAGUCAACAGUGUCACCCAAGUCUUUGAGAGUAGGAAGUUUAUUUUUUUUAACCUGUUCCCCACCCCACUUCAUAAAUGCUAGGGGCUGUAUAUAAAGAUAGAGCAGUGCCCAGAUUUUCCACAUAUUUGAGUAAUCAUUCUGAUGUAAUACUCAUUUUCAUGGUUUAUUUGAAAUUUCACACUUCUGUUGAAAUAAAUCUGU
Carcharodon carcharias (great white shark) is the source of this 6193-nucleotide messenger RNA. Its product is annotated as terminal uridylyltransferase 7-like. Lineage: Eukaryota; Metazoa; Chordata; Chondrichthyes; Lamniformes; Lamnidae. Gene Ontology annotation, molecular function: zinc ion binding; RNA uridylyltransferase activity; nucleic acid binding. The transcript is spliced from 29 exons. The record is from RefSeq and is a predicted model, not a curated record. The coding region runs from base 212 to 4972 and encodes 1586 amino acids.